AAGUGCGGUUCCUUGUGCAGAAGUUCAACAAAGAACGCGCUCUUCUCGUGAAGUUAGCUUGGUAGUCUGGUGCAGUACUUUACACACGCGCUCUCUCUCCUCCCCUCGAGAAUCCGCUCUCUGAUCGAGAAUAAACCCUAGAAAACGAGAGAGAAUGAGAAGGAAUCCGGAGCUGGAUUGCCGAUGCUGAAGAAGAACGGGGAGCUGCUGCAGAGUGAUUUAUUGUCGCCUGAAGCAAUGACGGGGAGGGGGUCAUCGGGGAGGACGCCGACAUGGAAGGAAAGGGAGAACAAUAAGAGGAGGGAGAGGAGGCGGAGGGCCAUUGCUGCUAAGAUCUACACUGGUCUCAGAGCUCAGGGGAACUAUAAACUCCCUAAGCACUGUGACAACAACGAGGUCUUGAAGGCGCUUUGUAAUGAAGCUGGUUGGGUGGUUGAAGAAGAUGGCACCACCUAUCGCAAGGGAUGCAAGCCACCUCCGAUUGAUAUUGGCACUUCUGCAAACAUGAGUGCCUGUUCCUCUCUUCAACCAAGCCCACAGUCCUCAUGCUUCCCAAGUCCUGUACCUUCCUAUCAUGCCAGCCCUUCUUCAUCUUCCUUUCCGAGUCCAUCUCGAUUUGAUGGAAAUCCAUCUUCUUAUCUUCUGCCAUUCUUUCAAAACAUAUCCUCUAUCCCUGCUAAUCUCCCUCCUCUUAGGAUAUCAAACAGUGCACCUGUCACUCCCCCUCUUUCUUCCCCAACGUCUAGGGGUUCAAAGAGAAAGCCAGAUUGGGAGUCCAUUUCCAAUAGCUACGUGGCCUCUUUCCGCCAUCCCCUCUUUGCUGCCUCUGCUCCUUCAAGUCCUACAAGAUGCCACCAUCUUACACCAGCAACAAUUCCAGAAUGUGACGAGUCUGAUGCUUCAACUGUGGACUCUGGCCGCUGGGUCAGUUUCCAGACUGUGACACCUUCUAUGGCUCCUCCUUCCCCUACAUUUAAUCUGAUGAAACCAGUGAAUCAACAAAACUGUCUCGAGGAUGCAGUUGACAGACAUGGAGCAAUGGGCUGGGGUGCCCCAUCAUCUGAUAGGGGACGAGGCAGUGAGUUUGAAUUUGAGAAAUUUGAGAGUGGCACAGUGAAGCCAUGGGAGGGUGAGAGAAUUCAUGAAGUUGGGGUGGAUGAUUUGGAGCUUACGCUUGGGAGUGGGAAGGCCCGUGGUUAAUCAUCCACUUGAAGAUAUUUAUUUCAAGAAAUUAAGUGCCUGCUCUUUAAAGGUUAUCGGUUUAUAUUCACAAAAUAUGUUUACUUUCUUAGCUUGGACCUGCACUUCUGCUACCAUUAGACCGAACCCGGUGCCAUCUUAUGCCUUCAUUUGAACAGUUCUUUCUCUUUGGAGCCUUUGCAAGAAUCUGAAGUUGUUACAUCUUGUAGUGGAAGAGCAAUCAACAUUUGAGUCAAGACCCAGGAAAGGACUGCAUUCUGUGCUGGAGAAUGAGAAGAACAAUGCCGUUGUGAUGGUUAUAUAUUUUUCAUCCCCCUUGGAGCGCUUUCAAUUUUUUCUGGAUCUUGUGAUCCUUCAAAUUUGCCCACGUGUAUCAGAAAGUUCUUGUAUAUAGAAUCUCUAAUUCAUCUUGCUUGGCAUUAUUGAUACAAAUUUCUAUCCUUGCAGAACGCUAAAGAAAUGAACAACAGUGGGAAAGUUGUUAUGAACAUUUGCCCAUUUUCCGGGUCAGUUAUGGUUCUUUCCAUUUUCUGUUUUCAUCCAAGGUCAAUCAUAUACCAUAUUUCCAAAGGGCCUAUCUAGUGUCUAUAUAUAUCAAUAUCCCGAGCAARACACAUAUUUCCUGGCCUAUAUUUCUAGAUCUCAGAUUUGCUAGUCUGUUGAUGUUGGCUCCAUCCUUUAUACUCUACAAACUGGAUGUUGAACUGCAAAUAAAUACUGUAAUUAUGUGAACGUUGGGUUCCAAGAAGAUGUCCAGAGGGUGAAGGAGAAAUGAGUUUUAGGUGAGGGGGCAAUUCUGAGCUUUCUGCAGUGUGGUGGCUGCCUGUUAUCUUGUGGUCCAGAUGAGCAAGGAAUCCAAGGGCCAGGACAAGGGGCCAAAGGGCCGCGACAUGAGAAGUCUGUCUUUUCGGCUACUGGACCUUUAGAGCCCUUUCUGCCUGCACCCGUGCCGUGCCGUAGCUCGAUCUUCAUAUCGGUGGCUUUCUUUUUCAUGGAUGCCUUGGCCUGGUCGUUGUGACCCCCUUUGUGAGGACGCACCGCUUUUUCCGACGUUGUUUAGAUCGAGUAACAUCAGUAAGCAAGCAGUGAGGUAAAGAUGAGAAAUGAAAGAAAUUUAAUGAAACAAUAAAACGUAUAGGUUUUACAUCAUCUUUUUAUUGCAAAAUAGGAGGAAAAGAAUAAAUUUGGUACUAGAAUUCUUUCUGAAUUUCAAUAUAUAUGCGGGUCCAUCGAUUUGAUCUC
Molecule: messenger RNA, 2442 nt
Organism: Momordica charantia (bitter melon)
Lineage: Eukaryota; Viridiplantae; Streptophyta; Magnoliopsida; Cucurbitales; Cucurbitaceae
Gene: BEH2
Product: BES1/BZR1 homolog 2
Biological process (GO): brassinosteroid mediated signaling pathway; DNA-templated transcription
Molecular function (GO): DNA-binding transcription factor activity
Source: RefSeq, a predicted model, not a curated record